CACACACACACACACAUCCACACACGUCACAGGAGACAAGACAAGGGCAAGAAGGCCCAAAAUAAAACCCACACGCAACACAGCACAGUAAACAGUAAGCACGCAGAGUAAAUAGGCAGUAACAUCAGCAGCCACGAGCAUGGGCAUGAGUAUAUGCAUAUGCAUAAUAAAAACCUAGAUAGAUAUUUGAUAGAGACUACUACUACUACGGAGGCGACGAAGACCCGCAACGAAAAAGAAACCAGAAAAAAGAAAAUAAAAGAUGAAAAAAGGGAGAUGAAGGAGAAGAAAAAGAAAACGCACGCACAAAUGAACUCCUCGUCCGCGACGCUUUACCACUUACUGCUGCGCCUUACUACCCUGGCUAUCUUUGUGACAGAAGUCGCCAGAAGAAUCACCCGGCCCGCAGCAGCAGCAGUAGCAGCAGCAGAUGAAUAACAUUGCAACUUUUCCUUCAUGCCUUCGCUUCUCCCUUUGAAAUGCCCGCUCCGCCAGCCGGCAAUCUCAUUCGCUUUUUCCUCACUCGCGCUCAUUCUCAUUAUCCAAUCUUCAAAGUCUUGAUUUGUUCA
Messenger RNA from Aplosporella prunicola CBS 121167, 569 nucleotides. RefSeq lists its product as uncharacterized. Bases 154 to 438 code for a protein of 94 amino acids. The transcript has a single exon. NCBI's taxonomy places the organism in Eukaryota, Fungi, Ascomycota, Dothideomycetes, Botryosphaeriales, Aplosporellaceae. The record is from RefSeq and is a predicted model, not a curated record.